Messenger RNA from Helobdella robusta, 447 nucleotides. RefSeq lists its product as hypothetical. The transcript has 3 exons. NCBI's taxonomy places the organism in Eukaryota, Metazoa, Annelida, Clitellata, Rhynchobdellida, Glossiphoniidae. Gene Ontology annotation, molecular function: chitinase activity; chitin binding. Gene Ontology annotation, cellular component: extracellular region. Gene Ontology annotation, biological process: carbohydrate metabolic process; chitin catabolic process. Bases 1 to 447 code for a protein of 148 amino acids. The record is from RefSeq and is a predicted model, not a curated record.
AUGUACCCUGCAGUUAAACUUCAAAAUAACCAAAUUGAAACUUAUGAAGAAAAUGAUAAGAAACUUAACGAGCAAGUGACUUACCUAAAAGGGAGAAACAAAGAUUGGAAAGUAAUGUUAACGAUUGAUACUGGAGAAGUAGGAAGUGUUGAAUUCGCCAAAGCUCUGUCAAGUCAGUCGAGCCGUGGUCAUUUCAUGCGCCAGUUAGUCAGUUUUUUGAGGAAGUUCAAUUUCGAUGGAUUUGACAUAAUGUUCCGUCCUUCAGGUGGCUAUGACAAACAGAAAGUUACUUCUUUCAUUCAGGAAAUUCGCGAUGAGUUUUCGAGAGACGUCGGAGCUCCCGGUCGUUCGUCGCUACAGUUAAGUAUCGCAAUCCCAGUUCACAAAGAAACCAUUAGACGCGAAUACGAUCUGAAAGAAAUUCAAAAGUACGCUUUCUACUUUUAG